Molecule: messenger RNA, 1194 nt
Organism: Anopheles marshallii
Lineage: Eukaryota; Metazoa; Arthropoda; Insecta; Diptera; Culicidae
Product: pupal cuticle protein 36-like
Exons: 4
Coding region: 1-1194 (397 amino acids)
Cellular component (GO): chitin-based extracellular matrix
Molecular function (GO): structural constituent of chitin-based larval cuticle
Source: RefSeq, a predicted model, not a curated record
AUGUCUAAUAUACUGCUGGCGACGCUGGUGGCGGCGUGCUCGUGCGCCCGUCUGGACAACAACUAUCUGCCACCGCCGGGUGCGGCUGCGGCUGGGGGUGGCCCAGGUCUGACGGCUCCCUCACCGGGUGGAGGUCCCCGUCCGGGUGGUCCGUCGGCUGGAGGGCCGGGUGGAGCGGGUGGCUUCGGUGGUCCCGGUACGGCACCGGGUGGUGGAGGCUUUGGAGGUGGUGCACCAUCCGGUGCUGGAUUCGGUGGAGCUGGUCCCAGUGCGGGUGGUUUCGGUGGAGCUGGUCCCAGUGCUGGUGGUUUCGGUGGUCAGGCACCCCGUCCCGGUGGAGUUGGAGGUGGCCCAGCAGGUGGUCGUCCAGGAACGCCUGCCCCGGCCUACGGACCUCCCUCCAGUGGGUUCGGUGGCGGUGCUCCGUCGUCCUUUGGCAGCGGAGCUGGAGCUCCCUCGGGUGGUUUCUCAUCUGGUGGAAGCGGAUUCGGCGGAGGAUCUCCGGGUGCUGCACCAGCCGGACCAAGUCAACCACCGAUCGAGAUUAUCUCUUACGAAAACAUGAACAAUGGCGAUGGAACUUACAAAUACAGUUACGAAACGGCCAACGGUAUUAAGGUACAGGAGCAGGGUGAGAUCAAGAACAAGGGUUCCGAAAACGAGAUCCCAAGCGUGCAGGGUUCCUAUUCGUACACCGCCCCUGACGGACAGGUCAUCACCGUGACGUACAUCGCGGACGAGAACGGAUUCCAGCCGCAGGGUGAUCACCUUCCAACGCCACCCCCAAUUCCGGAGGAGAUCCAGAAGGGACUUGACGCGAUCGCUGCUGCUCAGGCUGCCGGCACUGCAGUUGGCGGCCCUGGAGGUCCUAGCAGUGGAGCAGGAUAUCCUGGAGCUGGUGGCAAACCAUCCCAAGGCUAUCCGGGUUCGGUAACCGGAUCGGGUGGAUAUCCUUCUGGGGCUGGUGCACCAGGCGCUACUGGUCCGGGCGCUCGUCCAGGCCAGGGAGGCUAUCCGAGUGGGCCUGCUGGUGGAUCUGCUGGCUAUCCGGCGGCUGGAGGUCCGGCCGCUCCCGGUGGUCCCGCUGGCUAUCCUUCCGGUGGUCCAGGAGUACCCGCUGCCCCACGUCCCAGCGCUCCCGGAAGACCAUCGGGCAAUGGGUCAUUUAACCCACAGUCCGGUUAUCAGUAUUAA